AUGGCUGUCAUAUGCUCAAAAGCGAUAAAGCGGCAUUUUCGUUCUUUGCUAAGUCCCAAAAUUUAUGCACGAGAAAGAUCCUGUAUCGCUAUUAUAGCGAAUCGACUCAACCUUUCUUCUUUUAGCAAAUAUAGUUCAAAUAACUUUUCAAAUUCUGCAAUAAAUAAAUAUUUCGCAAUAAACAGUCAAGUGAAAGCCAUGGGUGCAUUAAGUCCUCUAGAUCCUUCUUCUUUUUCUAGGCCAGAAGUAGCAAUUAUAAGGCACAUUUCUCUUAUAUUGGAUGUGGAUUUCGAAAAAAAAGUUCUAAAGGGUACUGCUGAUCUCAACUUUGAUGUACUGCAGGCUACUGAUGAAAUAAUUUUAGAUGUCAAUGAUCUGAUAAUACAAUCCAUUGAAUUAAGAGAUGGCACAAAAUUGCAAUAUAAUACUGAUCAGCAUGUACCUAAUUUUGGUUCCAAAUUAUCUAUAACAUUAGGCAAUCAAUAUUCAGCUGGUCAGAAAUUAGUUAUCAGAAUUAAGUAUAGAACAUCACCUUCGGCUUCUGCACUACAAUGGCUGGAACCUAAUCAAACUUCGGGAAAGAAAUAUCCUUAUUUGUUCAGCCAGUGUCAGCCUAUACACGCCCGUUCAAUUCUACCAUGUCAAGAUACACCCGCCGUAAAGUUUACGUACGACGCUGAAGUAACAGCUCCCGAAGAAUUCACGGUACUGAUGAGUGCAGUUCGCGGUGAGAACAGGAAUAAGACAACCAUGUUCCAGCAGUCUGUGCCAAUUCCAUCCUACUUACUUGCCAUCGCUGUUGGUGUUUUGGAACAUAGGCGACUUGGGCCUAGGUCAUUGGUUUGGUCUGAAAAAGAAGAAAUCGAGCGUAGCGCGUGGGAAUUUGCUGAGACCGAAAAAUAUUUGGAAGCUGCUGAAAACCUCUGCGGUCCGUACCAGUGGGGCCAAUAUGACUUGCUGGUGUUGCCACCCUCUUUUCCUUACGGCGGCAUGGAAAACCCGUGUCUUACGUUCGUCACGCCCACAUUAUUGGCUGGUGACAGGAGCCAAGCAGAUGUUAUAGUCCAUGAAAUAAUGCACAGUUGGACAGGCAACCUAGUAACUAACAGGAACUUUGAGCACUUUUGGCUAAACGAAGGCUUUACAGUGUUCCUUGAGAGGAAAGUUGGGGCUUCACUUAUUGCUGAUGCUGCAGAAGCUAAGCGCAGCAGAGAUUUCCACAGCCUACUUGGACUGCAGGAAUUAAGUGAAACGAUAAACGGGCAUCUGGGUAGUUCAAAUCCCUUGACGAAGCUGGUACCAGACUUAAAAGGAGUACAUCCAGAUGAUGCAUUCUCCCGUGUCCCAUACGAAAAAGGCUCACUCUUCCUACGUUACUUAGAAGACCUCGUAGGAGGACCGGAAGUGUUUGAUGAGUUCAUGCGAUCGUACUUGGGAAAUUACCAGAAGCGCUCAUUGGAUACGGAUGAAUUCAAGGAAUACCUACUGAAUUAUUUCAGCGGAAAUCAGAAUCUGACCAGUGUGGACUGGAAUGCUUGGUUUUACAGCAGUGGAAUGCCACCAAUAAUUCCUAAUUAUGACACCUCCAUGACGAAAGCUGUCACCGAGCUCGUGGCUAAGAUAUUCGAAGCGGGCACGUUCUCAUACGACGACGUGAAAUGCUUCACACCGCAUCAGAUGAUUAACUUACUUCAAGAACUCAUCGACAAAGACGCCCUGCCAAUAGAAAAACUCCGCAGCUUGGGAGACGCAUAUAAAGUCAAUAACAGCAAAAACUCCGAGAUCAUUUACAGAUGGCUCAGACUAUGCAUUAGGAGUAGAGACCGUACAAAACUGAAGGAGGUGUUCAGCUUUGUUAAUCAACAAGGACGUAUGAAAUAUGUUCGACCAAUUUACAGAGAUCUUUAUACGUGGGAGGAUGUGAGGCAACAGGCCAUAGACAACUUCCUUCAAAACGAACCUUAUAUGAUGCAUGUCUCUGCUUACACUCUGCGGAAGGACUUGCAUCUCAGUGAAUAA
Parnassius mnemosyne (clouded apollo) is the source of this 2019-nucleotide messenger RNA. The record is from the annotation of a GenBank genome assembly. NCBI's taxonomy places the organism in Eukaryota, Metazoa, Arthropoda, Insecta, Lepidoptera, Papilionidae.